This is a messenger RNA of Paramuricea clavata, 258 nucleotides long. The record is from the annotation of a GenBank genome assembly. Lineage: Eukaryota; Metazoa; Cnidaria; Anthozoa; Malacalcyonacea; Plexauridae.
AUGCACCACCAGGCUGGCAUCUGGACAACAUCCAUGUUAUCUCAACAAACGAAUCCAUGUCCAAUCGCAUAUGCGUGGCUGAAAGUUGGGAACUCAUGGGAACUUGUCUGGUCUAACAACAACGACGACGACGACGGCGACCGCGACCGCGACGGCGACCGCGACGGCGACGGCGACGACGACGACGACGACGACGACGACAACAUUAUUGUUCUUCAAAGUAUUACAAUCUUACAUUUAUUGAAAAAAGACAAAUAA